This is a messenger RNA of Vitrella brassicaformis, 1807 nucleotides long. NCBI's taxonomy places the organism in Eukaryota, Vitrellaceae. The record is from the annotation of a GenBank genome assembly.
AUCAUCGUGUCUCACGUUCUUGCGUCCGAGAUGGAGCUGUUCGCUGGCUUCCCGGAUCCCGCGCGCCCGCCAUCAGUACUGCACUGGGAGCAUUUCAAGACCGAGGCAAAGAAGAUGCUCCAUCUGACGGACGAGGCGUUUGAGAACUUGCACAUCGGCGCCCUCUUGGACCGCACCGCAGCCGUCGUCCAGUGGGGGCAGGCUAUAACACAGCAACAGGUAUUUAUCCAGAAUACAAGUCAGGCCUGGACAUGCACUCGCACUUAGACAGGCCAACGGUGUGGUCGCUGGAUGUGUGCCUUUUUGCAGCUUUCUGCGUUGAAGCUCAGUGAGGCCCCUUCCCUGGGGAACAUAGCAUAGGUGCGGCCAUUGGCACACGGAGAUUGAGCGAUGGCGUUUCCACCGACAUCUCUCUCUCUCUCUCUCUCUCUGUGUGUGUGUGUGUGCCUAUCUCUCCGCACAGGUUGACCUGACGGGCGGCGCCGCUGCUGCGGCAUCAGGACCGGUUUCGGGGCCUCCGCGAUCCAAGGUGUGUAGAAGCACAUACCCACAGGCCCCCUUUUGUCGCUCUCUCACUGUGGGUGCCUUCCUCGCUCUGCCAGGCGCCUCCUAUUCUAGUGCGCCCACCGCCGCCCAAGCACCCGUGUAAGUGUGCGCACCUGCGACAGCAGCAGGCAGCCACAGAAGAGGGACACUGUCUGUGUGUUGUCUCUUUGUGGUGUCAGUCGAGAUAGAGAAGUACACUCCGUGGAUGCUAGGCCAGCGAGAGUCAUCGCGGGUACGUAUGAGCACGCAGAUGGGGGAGAGCACCUACGCGUCAUCCGCCCCCACACACCACACGUGUCUUGCCUGUUGGUUGCCUUGUCUGUCUUUCUUUCUGUCUAUCAGGCGCCACUCAAGCAGAGACCCGGUGAGGCGGGGCUGGAGACGCUGGAGACGCCCCCUAUGCCCAUCCCUCCGCCUUGACAUGCAGCACCGGGUGUGCCAAGGCCCAAGAUGGCCUUCUACGGUACGUCCAUUCAAACCCGCACUUGAGUCCUCUCAAUGAUUGUGUGUGUAUGUGGGAUGCCUCCAGAGACGUGCCAGCGUUGGCAAGAGGGCCGUCUGCAGGACCCCAUGGCGACCAUGCUGCAGCCGCGACACACGGAAGGGCCGACAGGGAGGCCUGCACACCGCCACGCCGCAAGACUGCCGCGCCCACGCGACGUCAGCCAGCGGCAGGGGCACUUGCUUCUAGCCGAUCGCUGUUUACAUUUUAUAUCAGCGGUCUUCUUCCAUUCCACUGCACCAGCGAUCGAGCUGUAGUACCCAUGCCGAGUAUGCAUUUAUCCGCGCGUCACGUGGCGCGUGUGUGACCUUUUCUCAGACCCUUCUGUCGCCCCACAUACGGUCGCGCGUGUUUGUGCGUGUGUGCGUGUGUGUAUCGACUCGACUCCUGCCCGUGGGGCACUUCAAGUCGAUAUGACUCCGAGGGGCAGAAGUCGAUAUGUCUCCCUCCACAGCCUGUGCAUGACAUCAAUCCACAACCCGCGGAGUCCCAAUCCUCUUUGAUGGUCUCUGCAGGUAGGCACAGACACAUCGGCCUCAUCCCUCCGGUAAGAUAGAAUAUGGGACUGAGGGGUGAGUCGUUGCGGCGAGAGAGGGUUUGGCUGAUGUAAUCUCGUGAUGGUGUACGUGUGUUGGUGGUCGGCAUCAUGAUCAUGCUUGUCUGUGCAUGAGGUGCACCCGUUGUGUCCACUGCGUUGUGCGGCCUGCCUGGCGCUCCUCCCCUUGAUGUGCGUACGUGUACAUGUAUAACACUCUGUGU